UUUGGGGAAGACGUGGAGUGGGAGUUGGGGGUGGGGGCAUCGACAAAGAGCCGAGUUCCCCAUUCUCUGAGCUCACCCUUGCGUGUAUACAGGGGUGUGGAUGUUAGAGAGGGACUGAGCAGGUGAGUGAGCCAUGUGUGUCCCCUGGGAUGUCAGCCAGGCCCAGCUCCUGGACAGUCUCCUAGGGCUGGGGGCACUCGGAGUGACCAUUGGAACAGUCUUCUCGGCAGCUGGCAUAGCGCUGCUGCUCCUGCUGCUGUUCAGCUUCCUCGCUUUUGACCUGCUUCACGGGCCCUCAGGUCCCACGCCACUACGACAUAGACUUCUCCCAAUGGGUCAGAGCCAGGGGGCUGGUGAAGGCCCAGGACGGCAGGCAGCUCCCCUCUUCCCAACAGGCAUAGUCUCAGGACUGCUCAGUCUCCAGGAUGCACUGCUCCUGCUGUUCCUGGGCCUGGGCCUGUUCUUGGGAGGCUCUGGUAUACCCUUAGCCCUGCUGGGCCUAGCUUUCUGCCUCCAUCCUUGGGACUAAGGGCCCUCCGAAAACUGAAUACCUUCUAAAAAUACAUCAGCCAUUCUGCUUUCCCA
This is a messenger RNA of Peromyscus leucopus (white-footed mouse), 585 nucleotides long. RefSeq names its product chromosome 4 C20orf141 homolog (gene C4H20orf141). The record is from RefSeq and is a predicted model, not a curated record. The coding region runs from base 134 to 529 and encodes 131 amino acids. NCBI's taxonomy places the organism in Eukaryota, Metazoa, Chordata, Mammalia, Rodentia, Cricetidae. The transcript has 3 exons.